Molecule: messenger RNA, 2456 nt
Organism: Asterias rubens (European starfish)
Lineage: Eukaryota; Metazoa; Echinodermata; Asteroidea; Forcipulatida; Asteriidae
Exons: 7
Coding region: 271-2259 (662 amino acids)
Cellular component (GO): membrane
Molecular function (GO): opioid growth factor receptor activity
Source: RefSeq, a predicted model, not a curated record
GGUGUAUAAAUAUAAUCCAUAACUUUACACAAUGUGCUACAAUAAAGCGGCAACCUACAUAUGGGAAGGAGGUGGUCCAUGUCAAUUGGUGUUUCAUCAAUGUAUUGCGUUUUCCCAUCCCAGCAAUCAAGUACGUUUAACAUUACUCAUAUUCGUAGAUGUGGCACUAUCUCAUAGUUUGUCUCUGCUUUAGGGAACCAUAGGCCCUACUCUUCACCUGCAACAGCCAUCGUUAAGCUUGAUAACUAAGCUGUCAUUUUGUCCAGUAUCAUGAUUUGCCUAAUGUUGGAGUGUUUUUUAGAGUUUUUAGACGUUUUCAAAACAGCCAUGCUAUUGUGCUUUCCUUCAUGGUGUCUAUGGCACCUGUCAUGUUUUCUUUGGAAGCGUUCAAUGAGGCCAUUGCUCUAUCGGAUCUUGAGCUCGGAUCUGUUCUUCAGGUGUACCGUGAUAUAUCAUGAAUACUGCCGUUGGCCCGUCACGUACCCACCUUCAUCACACAUGACUGUGGAAGAAACUAAGACGUUCUGUCAACAAGGUUAUCUGAGCCAGGUCAUAAAGAUACCUGGAUUCCUCAAAACACUGAUCUUGAAGAAGUAUGGGUACUUCAAGAAUCUGCUAUUUGGAGACAGGAAUGAAAUUGAGCAGAGAAGUCAAGCAAAUUCACGGGAGAAGAGAAGUCGAGCAAAUUCACGGCGGAAGAGAAGUCGAGCAAAACCACGGGAGAAGAGAAGUCGAGCAAAUGAAGUUGAGCAGAGAAGUGGAGCAAAUGAAGUGGAGCAGAGAAGUGGAGCAAAUGAAGUGGAGCAGAGAAGUGGAGCAAAUGAAGUGGAGCAGAGAAGUGGAGCAAAUCCACGGGAGCAGAGAAGUCGAGCAAAUUCACGGCGGAAGAGAAGUCGAGCAAAACUACGGGAGAAGAGAAGUGGAGCAAAUGAAGUUGAGCAGAGAAGUGGAGCAAAUGAAGUGGAGCAGAGAAGUGGAGCAAAUGAAGUGGAGCAGAGAAGUGGAGCAAAAGAAGUUGAGCAGAGAAGUGGAGCAAAUGUAGUUGAGCAGAGAAGUCGAGCAAAUGAAGUGGAGCAGAGAAGUCGAGCAAAAGAAGUUGAACAGAGAAGUGGAGCAAAUGAAGUGGAGCAGAGAAGUGGAGCAAAUGUAGUUGAGCAGAGAAGUCGAGCAAAUGAAGUGGAGCAGAGAAGUCGAGCAAAAGAAGUUGAGCAGAGAAGUGGAGCAAAUGAAGUGGAGCAGAGAAGUCGAGCAAAUGAAGUUGAGCAGAGAAGUGGAGCAAAUGAAGUUGAGCAGAGAAGUGGAGCAAAUGAAGUGGAGCAGAGAAGUGGAGCAAUUGAAGUGGAGACGAGAAGUGGAGCAAAUGAAGUUGAGCAGAGAAGUGGAGCAAAUGAAGUGGAGCAGAGAAGUGGAGCAAAUGAAGUGGAGCAGAGAAGUCGAGCAAAUCCACGGGAGCAGAGAUGUCGGGCAAAUAAAGCGGAGCAGAGAAGUCAAUUAAAUCAAUGGGAACAGAAAAGUCGAUCAAAUCAAUGGGAGCAGAAAAGUCGAUCAAAUCAAUGGGAGCAGAAAAUUCGAUCAAAUGAAAUCGAGCAGAUAACAUUCCAGUACCUACUGAACCAGCCAACUAGGGCAGCACUAGACACUCUGACGUACCGUCAAGGCUAUCCGGGAAAGGAAGACAACAUAUAUCUUUGUGAGAAUUGGCUAUUCUAUAGCAACAACAAAUGUGGGCGUAAUGGUAUGUCUAUCGAUCAGGUUCAUCACGUCUGGUAUGGAGACUACAGUUUGCUUGAGACUUGCCAUGACUUCAUUCAGUGGUUGUUUCCAAUUCGGGAAUUAUCGAUGUACAAUCAUCGGGCUCAAGAGCUUCAACUUCACGAGGCAAAGAGUAUUAUGGAGAACCCUGCUGCUAGUCAACGAGUCUUGAAGUCAUACCACAUGAUGCUUGAUUUCUGGGGCAUGAGUCUUGAGGAUGAGAAGACUGGGGUUAUUGUACGAGGAGACAACUGGGAAGAAAGGUUUAGAAAUCUCAAUAGAUCUUCACACAACUAUUUGAGGAUAACUCGUAUGCUGAAGUCUCUAGGAGAGCUUGGUUUUGAGCAUCUGAAGUUCCCAUUCUUGAGUUUCAUCCUGUGUGAAGUCUUAUUAGAAAAGACCUUGGCCAAUGCCUCGGAAAGCUGCCGCCAUUAUUGGAUCUACUUACUUCGAGAUGAAGAAGAGAGUGGAAAGAUAAGAAAAACUGCUCUGGAGUACCUUGGUUGAGCCGUAAUGUGAAAUAUUAAUGGUUGAACAGAGAUACACGGCUGGAACAAUUAUUGCUCAUGCUUAUUUAGAAGAAGUUCUUGUUCUUUUACCGACUAUAACCUCAAAGUUAUAUUUUCCCUGUGGUUAAAGGCAGUGGACACUAUUGGCAAUUACUCAAAAUAAUUAUUAGCAUAAAACCUUAUUUGGUAAGUAGU